This is a messenger RNA of Episyrphus balteatus (marmalade hoverfly), 922 nucleotides long. RefSeq lists its product as uncharacterized. The record is from RefSeq and is a predicted model, not a curated record. The transcript is spliced from 2 exons. Lineage: Eukaryota; Metazoa; Arthropoda; Insecta; Diptera; Syrphidae. The coding region runs from base 176 to 889 and encodes 237 amino acids. Gene Ontology annotation, biological process: regulation of transcription by RNA polymerase II. Gene Ontology annotation, cellular component: transcription regulator complex; nucleus.
GCUGGUAGGUAUGCCUUUUCUUUUCAUUUGAAAAUGGCAAUUCAACUCCAACUGUAGAUAAGUUAUUUUUGUUUUCGUCGUUGUGUAUCUGUAAAAAUUAACUUGAUUUGGUACGAAGUUAGUUUGUUUUGAUUGCUUUUGUCUUUUGUGAAGUAUUUUAUUUAAGUGUUGCUAAAUGAACACGAAACAAGCUGCUAAAUUUGAUGGAAUUGACGAUUUGAGAACAAAUGUAAAGUUCCUUGAAUUGAUCAAGAAAUAUGAGUGUUUGUGGAAGCACGAUUCACCGAAUUACAGAAAGAAAUCAGUAAAACACAAAGCAUGGAAAGAAAUAGCAAAAGUUUGCAAAAACUCAGUACUUAGAUGCCGUAAACGUUGGAGAUACAUUCGACAAACGUACUCACACUAUACCAGAUCAAAUUUGCCUGAAUACUAUUUGUCACCUUAUGUUGAUUUUGUAAAACCAUAUAUUAAAUUACCUCCAUGUCAAAAUCAAAAUGAACCGGAUAGCUUGGAAACUCCAAUAGAAAUGGAAAAAGUUGAUACAGAAACUAAUUUGGAACUGCAAUUUUUGGAACUUAUUGAAGGAACAGGCGAAAAAGAUAACAGUACUAAAAAAGAUGAAACUAUAAUUCACGUACAAGAUGUAAUCGCAGUUUCAAGUUCAACCGAUAGUAAACGUAAGAGAGACACCGAUGAUAAAAAUGAUCCACAAUCGGCGGCCAAACUUUCAAAGAAGGAUUCUGAGCAAAUGUGCGUUAAAACCAAUUGGAUGUUUUUGGAAAGCACUCUAACAUUUGUAGAUGAAAUGAGUAAAAAACAAAUCCUCCGAUUUAGACGAAAAGCAAUGAUGCUUCUUAAUGAUAUCUUACUAAACGAAAAAAAUCAAUAAUCUUGAAAAAAAAUAAGACAUUAAAAAAGGAAA